UGACCUUUUUCUGCGAAAGUGCGUGUAUUAUUUACAUUUGUUACGAAUAGUUAGUCACGAAUCAUUAGUAAAGCAUGCCGAAGGAAACUAGACGUUCGAAGAGGAGUUCUCGGGCGGUUAGGCGACUUGAGCCAUACAACAAAAGCCCUAGUCAGCGAGGUAAUAGUCGAUCAAGUCAAGGAUCAAGGCACGAAAGCCCGGAGCGCGAGGACCCUCCAAACCGAACCGAGGAACCGCCAAGUUGGGCAAAGGAGCUGUUGCAGCAGCAGAAACUGUAUUCGAAAGAGUUAAAGAAGCUGAAGAACGAGAUUGAUGAUGCGAAGCUUCGAAAACAUGGCAAACUGAGCGAUCCGGAGCCGGAGUUUCGCUUCGAGGGAAACAAAAAGCAGUACAAACUUAAUCGCGACGUCUUGGAUAAAAUUGACAGGGCUAAGAAUACGAGUGAUGAUGAGUCUAGGUCCGAGCUCCUCGAAGAAGGUGAGCAACUUCUUUUAGAACGGAAUAAGCACAUUUGUCUUGCCGAUAAAUAUGGGUGGGACACGGUGGAAUGUUAUGCAGCCGAGCCGCUUGCUAGUGAUUCUGGCGACGAAAAACGGAUAAAAAAGGCCAUCAAAGAAAGCAAGCAACUCAGGGAGGAGAAACGAAAGGCAGCUGCAGCGAAGUGGAAACCGAAGAAGUCGCCCCUACCACGAGGAGUUGAUGGGUCGAAACGUGUGGUUGAAAAAACCCAUAACUUCCGAACGGCGGGAAUGUCGUCCAACGUGGCACGUGACCCCAAGCAGUUGUGUUUUCGCUGCGGUCGAAACGGCCAUUACGCCCGGGAUUGCCGUGCAUCAGUCGCAAGUGGAAGUCCAGGAUGGGGCCAGAACAAUGGGCAAUCAUCUGGAAGUCAACAGUGAUGCCCUGAACUUCCCCCUAGAAGAGAGUGUAUAUAGAGGAUAUCUUGAGUUCGAGAAUGUUGAUUUUGCUUGUCCCACGGUUGUGAAAGGCAGAUUGAGGGAGAAUAUUUCGUUUUGGCAGAACAUUGGGGCUAGCAGGUGGGUGCUGCGUGUCCUUCAAGAAGGCUAUAGCUUACCAUUUAUUUCCCUUCCUCAGGAGGCAUUUUUCAGGAACCAUCCCAGUGCUGUCGAGGAUAAUGUUUUUGUUUGCACUGA
Molecule: messenger RNA, 1154 nt
Organism: Stylophora pistillata
Lineage: Eukaryota; Metazoa; Cnidaria; Anthozoa; Scleractinia; Pocilloporidae
Molecular function (GO): zinc ion binding; nucleic acid binding
Source: RefSeq, a predicted model, not a curated record